AUGGAAAGAAGGCAGAGGGCAGGGGAAGCAGGAGGACUGGAGAGGUUCUUCCUGGGCCCAGGUGAAAACCUGACCUCUUGCUGUGGCCUCAGCCACUGGGGAGUCUGGGCCCAGCGAACGGGAGACCGUCCUGGACAGCUCUCAUCCACCCCUCCCACCACAACCUUCCUCCCCGGGCUGGGACCGCGCAGGGCUGUGGCACGCGCAGCAGCCUCAAGUCACUGGAGUCAUCGCAGCACCUUCUCGGCAAAGCCACCUUUUUCAGAGCAAAAGCUAGACCUGCAGCCAGAACCUGCCUUCACGUUCCUGUUUACACUUCUGAACGCACCCGGAGGCUCUGAAUCGGACUCGGAGAUCCAGGAGAACCUGUUCCUUGAUCAGGAAGACUGGGGCCCCCACCGGACCUCAAAGGAGAUGAGGAAUCUGCAGAAUGAUUGCAGGAGGCUUCGGGAGGCACUCAUCACUACCCAAGCGGACAACCUGACCUUGGGGGAGAAGCUACAAAACCUGCCCACCUUGCUGUACCAGACCCUGCGGAGGGAAACAGGCCUGGCAGGAGGGAGCCCCACCCUGCAGGCUCCACCGUUCCCGCCCAUCACCAGUGGCAGGCCGAGCCCUCCCACAAGCACACCUUUUUCUACAGCCUCCCCUCCCCCAGAAGGCAGUGCUGCUGGGCCUGCCGUCCCACCUCCCCGCCACAUAUACAGUAACCAAAGUCAGACCUGGGAGGGCCAAAGACUGGGCACUUUGUCAGAAGCCACGUAAUCGGCC
This is a messenger RNA of Sciurus carolinensis (gray squirrel), 771 nucleotides long. RefSeq lists its product as uncharacterized. The record is from RefSeq and is a predicted model, not a curated record. The coding region runs from base 1 to 765 and encodes 254 amino acids. Lineage: Eukaryota; Metazoa; Chordata; Mammalia; Rodentia; Sciuridae. The transcript is spliced from 5 exons.